Molecule: messenger RNA, 1062 nt
Organism: Prunus armeniaca (apricot)
Lineage: Eukaryota; Viridiplantae; Streptophyta; Magnoliopsida; Rosales; Rosaceae
Source: the annotation of a GenBank genome assembly
AUGGAGGAGGAACCAUCAAAUCUCCCAGUUUCGUUAUGGGGCCGGGUUUCUGCCUUUGAGACGAGGGCUAGGGAAGCAUACAAAAGAAAGCCAAUCUCACAUUGGAUUCUUCUUGUUCUAAGCAGUGCGGCAAUGCUCGUAGCGUUCCCUGCAUCAAGCCUUCUGUCUCGUGUCUAUUAUGCCAAUGGUGGCACUAGCAAGUGGAUCAUUUCAUGGGUGGCAGUUGCAGGGUGGCCUCUGACUGCUUUGAUCUUGCUCCCUACAUACUUGGUCUGCAAAGCCUCUCCUACUCCCCUCACUUUAAAACUUACUUAUUCUUAUAUUGUGCUUGGUCUCUUAAGUGCUGCUGACAACCUCAUGUAUGCUUAUGCAUAUGCUUACCUCCCAGCAUCUACUGCUUCUCUUCUCGCAUCAUCAUCUCUAGUAUUUUCUGCAUUGUUUGGAUAUCUACUUGUGAAGAACAAGCUAAACGCUGCAAUAGUAAACGCUGUUGUUGUCAUUACUGCUGCUAUGACCAUCAUUGCUUUGGAUUCAGAUUCAGACAGAUAUGGAAAUGUCACUGAUAAGCAAUACAUUUGGGGUUUUGUAUGGGAUAUUUUAGGGUCUGCUCUCCACGGACUCAUAUUUGCUCUUUCGGAGCUAGUUUUCGUGAAGCUAGUUGGUAGAAGGUCCUUCCAUGUUGUGUUGGAGCAGCAAGUGAUGGUCUCUUUGUUUGCGUUUGUAUUUACCACGAUUGGAGUAAUUGUGAACAACGAUUUUCAGGGAAUGAAAUAUGAGGCCAGAAGUUUCAAGGGUGGUAAAUCUUCUUAUUACCUUGUUCUCAUUUGGAGCACCAUCAGUUUCCAGCUGGGGGUAUUAGGGAGUGUUGCUGUGCUUUUUUUGUCGUCCACUGUUCUUGCGGGUGUCCUGAAUGCAAUAAGGGUACCCCUCACAAGCAUUGCAGCUGUCAUUUUGUUAAAAGACCCAAUGAGCGGCUUGAAGAUCCUCUCUCUGGUCGUCACAUUUUGGGGCUUUGGCUGCUACAUCUAUGGCAGUUCCUCUACAAGUAAAGAUUCCUCUUGA